Neopsephotus bourkii (Bourke's parrot) is the source of this 1362-nucleotide messenger RNA. It is a transcript of the gene AP4M1, whose product is annotated as adaptor related protein complex 4 subunit mu 1. The transcript is spliced from 16 exons. Gene Ontology annotation, biological process: protein targeting; Golgi to lysosome transport. NCBI's taxonomy places the organism in Eukaryota, Metazoa, Chordata, Aves, Psittaciformes, Psittacidae. The record is from RefSeq and is a predicted model, not a curated record. Gene Ontology annotation, cellular component: trans-Golgi network; cytoplasmic vesicle; clathrin adaptor complex. The annotation marks the transcript as partial.
AGGAGCAGGGUGAUGCUAUCCCAGCUCUUCAUCCUCUCUUCCAAGGGAGACCGGUUGCUCCAUAGGGAUUUCCGUGGGGACCCCUUGGACCCCAUCACGGAUGUGGCCGAUGUCUUCUACCGCGGGGUCACCGCGCUGCCGGGGGACCAAGCACCGGUGUUCAUGGCCCUAGGGGGGCUCCACUUUGUCCACGUGCGCCACUCGGGGCUCUACUUCGUGGCCACCACCAGGGCCGAGGCCUCCCCGUUCACCCUGCUCGAGUUCCUCAACAGGUUGGUGGCGCUGCUGAGGGAUUUCUGCGGGCCCCUGAGCGAGCAGAACCUGGGGGGGAACCUGGCGCUGGCGGCCGAGCUGCUGGAGGAGAUGCUGGACUAUGGGUACAUCCAGAGCACGGCCCCCGAGCUCCUGCGCAGCCUCACCCAGAGCCCCCCCGUGAGCCCCCCCCCCUUCAGCCUCCUGGACCUGGGCUCCAUUGGGCUGUUUGGGGCUGACACCCAACGUUCCAAGGUGGCUCCGGGCUCCGCUGCCACGAGGCCCCUGGGGGCACCCCGGGGGGAGCAGGGGGAGGAGCUCUUCGUCGACGUCCUCGAGCGCCUCACAGUGGUGCUGGGCUCCAACGGUACCCCCCUAAAGGUGGAUGUGCAGGGGGAGAUGCGCCUCAAGUGCUACAUCCCCAACUGCAGAGAGCUGCGCCUUGGCCUGAGUGAGGAAUUCUGCGUGGGAAAAGCAGAGUUAAGGGGCUAUGGCACCCAGGUCCGUGUGGACGAUGUCUCCUUCCACCCCUGCGUUAACCUGGAGGAGUUCGAGGCCCAACGGGUGCUGAGGGUGACCCCCCCCCAGGGCGAGGUGACCCUAAUGCGGUACCAGCUCCUGGAUGAUGUCCCCACACCGCUGCCCUUCCGCCUGUACCCCCAUAUGGAAUGGGACCCUAUGGGGAGGCUCCGGCUGCACCUAAAGCUCCGCUGCGACCUCCCCCCUAAUAGCCACGCCAUUAACAUCCACCUGGAGCUGCCCAUUCCCAAGGGGGUGACCAGCGUGGCGCAGGAGCUGAGCAGCCCCGACCAGAGGGCUGAGGCCCCCCCCGGUUCCCAUUGCAUCCAAUGGGACAUCCCCAAGUGUCGGGGGGGGGCACAAGUGGGCGCCAUCUUUAAGCUCUGGUCCCCGCUCCCGCUCCGUGCCCUGGGUCCCGUUGCCGCCCGCUUCGAGCUCCCGGCCCAAUCCUGCUCGGGGCUGAGGCUCCGCUUCCUGCGCCUGGCUGAGGGGGCGGGGCCAGGGGCGGGGCGGGGCUCCUCGGCCCCGCCCCCUCCCCGCUGGCUGCGUUACGUCACCCACAGCGACUCCUACGUCAUGAGAAUGGAAGAU